Molecule: messenger RNA, 1695 nt
Organism: Triplophysa dalaica
Lineage: Eukaryota; Metazoa; Chordata; Actinopteri; Cypriniformes; Nemacheilidae
Gene: samd1a
Product: sterile alpha motif domain containing 1a
Exons: 7
Coding region: 127-1293 (388 amino acids)
Molecular function (GO): protein binding; DNA binding
Source: RefSeq, a predicted model, not a curated record
GUAUGUUUCCGUUUUUUUUCUUUCAGCGCGCUCGCGCCGCGGCUCGAAAACCCGCGAGCGUCACGUCGAGGGCAAAACACUGACGCACUUCAUCCACUCUGUCACGCUUGAACCCCGUUAGCAAUAAUGUCCGAGCCGUACCGCGAGUGGAUCCUGGGCUCCAUAGACUCAUUGAGGUCGCGAAAAGCGCGACCCGACCUGGAAAGAAUUUGCAGAAUGGUUAAAAGGCGACACGGGUCGGACUGGGACCGAACCCGCACAGAACUAGAGAAACUGAUAGAGGAGCAGACGGUACUGAAAGUGAACUAUAAAGGCUCGGUUUCUUAUCGCAACGCGGCAAAGGUGCUGAGAGGCAGGAGAAAACCCGAGCACAGCAAGUGUGCGGUAAAGGAGCCGUCUCCACCGGACUGGAGCACCGGGGACAGCGCGCUUGGUCUCGCGGAUGAGGAUCAGAUGGAGGACAUGGAAGAUGAGAUGUCAACAACAGCAGGAAUGGAUAGCAGUAUGGACGAGGAGGGUGAUGAGAGCAGUCUGGACGCCAUGUGUGCUCAGAGCACCACUGACUCGGGCAUCAGCAUGAGUCCCAUCACCAGCAGUAGCAUCAGUCUUCCUGCGCCCUCCCCCACUACUUCUCCAAAGAGCUCUCCGACCCACGAUGCUUUGCGGCAGGAUGGGGACAGUGCUUAUAUCCUUCCUGAUCACCCAGCGCAGCAGCAGGACACAGGUAAAGUGAUUUCAUUGUCACCUGCAGGAUCUCCAGAGUUGGAGCAGCAGCCACUGGACAUCUGUCUGUACGCUCAGCCUGCUCAGCAGAGCGCUCCUCAGGAAGAGGAGGUGCCGAGGGCGGAGGAGAGCGCGCUCACCUCUGAUCCACCACCGUCAGACUGCGGAGCCACACCGAAUGAUGCAGUGACGUCUGACAGAGCGCCUCACGCCGUCUCUGUUAAUGUCGAGGAUGGUGAAAAGUGCAAUAAGGAACUGAACAGCAUGACAGAGGUACACAAUGGAGGAAUCAAUGACGGAACCGAGGUGCUGAAAGAGGACAUUGGCCAGGACCCCUCGCAUUGGACCGUGGCUGAUGUGGCCAAAUACAUCACUUCUGUGGGCUUCCCUGAGCAGGCAGCAGCUUUCAAAACACAGGAAAUAGAUGGGAAAUCUUUAAUGCUGAUGCAGCGCAGCGAUGUGCUGACCGGUCUGUCAAUCAGACUUGGACCUGCCCUCAAAAUCUACGAGAAUCACGUGAAGGUACUGCAGAGAAGCCACUUUCAGGACGACAACCGCCUCUUCUCCUAGAGCUCAUUUUCACUGGGAACAGACUGAAAUCUCCUGGCUCGGAACGUUAGCCAUGAAAUAAGGGGAGAUUGGAGCUCUUUAAGACUGGAUUUGCACAACGCUUUCAUCUCCUCUGGACAUACAGCAUGAUUCAGCCCUGCAGUCUGUUCCUCUGUUCUGUUUUGUGUCCUUCUGUCUCCUCGUCACAGGGCUGAUGGGACCACUCGUCUUUUUUCCCGGUGAAGCGUUAAAUUCACCAGCGUUCAUUCUGUUUGUUUGUCAGGUAUGAUUGACAGUGUCGCAAUACAAUAUAAACAUGGUUUAUGUCCUGUUUAAUGUACUUUGUUCCUUAAUGUUAUGCAGCAGUCUUUAAAAAGCCAUGUGAAGUUGUUAGGAAAUAAAUUCAAGUGUCAGAAUUGUAAA